This is a messenger RNA of Durusdinium trenchii, 535 nucleotides long. Lineage: Eukaryota; Dinophyceae; Suessiales; Symbiodiniaceae. The record is from the annotation of a GenBank genome assembly.
UCAAGUCUUCUCGACCGGUGCGGCCGUAGACGCGGCCGUCUGUUGCGGCGUGGCAACAUUGGGCGGUCAUGCAGAUCUUCGUGAAGACCUUGACUGGAAAGACCAUCACCUUGGAUGUGGAGGCCUCUGAUACCAUCGGCAACGUGAAGGCUAAGAUUCAAGACAAGGAAGGCAUCCCACCCGACCAGCAGCGCUUGAUCUUCGCGGGAAAGCAGUUGGAGGAUGGCCGCACGUUGAGUGACUACAACAUCCAGAAGGAGUCCACACUCCACUUGGUGCUGCGCCUGCGCGGGGGCGUGAUCGAGCCCUCCUUGGCUGUGUUGGCCCGAAAGUUCAACUGCGAGAAGAUGAUUUGCCGGAAGUGCUACGCGAGGCUGCAUGCCAGGGCGGUGAACUGCCGCAAGAAGAAGUGUGGACAUUCCAACCAGCUGCGACCCAAGAAGAAGCUGAAGUAAGCUCCGAGAAUCUCCGAGGCCUUUUUGGCCUUUUCGGAUGGAUGCCAGACCGCCACGACAUCGCCCCCGGCGCCCAAAAA